Pezoporus flaviventris is the source of this 1306-nucleotide messenger RNA. RefSeq names its product casein kinase II subunit alpha-like. Gene Ontology annotation, molecular function: protein serine/threonine kinase activity; ATP binding. Gene Ontology annotation, cellular component: protein kinase CK2 complex; cytosol; nucleus. The transcript is spliced from 13 exons. The coding region runs from base 104 to 1306 and encodes 400 amino acids. Gene Ontology annotation, biological process: protein phosphorylation. Lineage: Eukaryota; Metazoa; Chordata; Aves; Psittaciformes; Psittacidae. The record is from RefSeq and is a predicted model, not a curated record.
CGGCCGCCGCCGCCGCCAUCUUGGCCGCGCUGAGGGGAAGCGGCCCCGGAGCGGAGCCGGCCCCGACCGGGGCCACGGAUGAGCUCGCCAUUCCCACGGGAUCAUGGCAGGGCCCGUUCCGAGCCGGGCCCGGGUCUAUGCCGACGUCAACACGCAGCGGCCCCGCGAGUACUGGGACUACGAAGCCCACGUCGUGGAGUGGGGGAACCAGGAUGACUUCCAGCUGGUGCGGAAGCUGGGCCGGGGCAAGUACAGCGAGGUCUUUGAGGCCAUCAACAUCACGAGCAACGAGAAGGUGGUGGUGAAGAUCCUCAAGCCCGUCAAGAAGAAGAAGAUCAAACGGGAGAUCAAGAUCCUGGAGAACCUCCGCGGCGGCCCCAACAUCAUCAACCUCUUGGACAUCGUCAAGGACCCCGUGUCCCGGACGCCCGCCCUGGUCUUCGAGCACGUCAACAACACCGACUUCAAGCAGCUCUAUCAGACCCUCUCGGACUUCGACAUCCGCUUCUACAUGUACGAGAUCCUCAAGGCCCUGGAUUACUGCCACAGCAUGGGCGUGAUGCACCGCGACGUCAAGCCCCACAACGUGAUGAUCGACCACGAGCACAGGAAGCUCCGGCUCAUUGACUGGGGCCUGGCUGAGUUCUACCACCCAGGCCAGGAGUACAACGUCCGCGUGGCCUCGCGCUACUUCAAGGGCCCGGAGCUGCUCGUGGAUUACCAGAUGUACGACUACAGCCUGGACAUGUGGAGCCUGGGCUGCAUGCUGGCCAGCAUGGUCUUCAGGAAGGAGCCCUUCUUCCACGGCCACGACAACUACGACCAGCUCGUGCGCAUCGCCAAGGUGCUGGGCACUGAGGAGCUCUAUGACUACAUCGACAAGUACAGCAUCGAGCUGGACCCGCGCUUCAACGACAUCCUGGGCAGACAUUCCCGGAAGCGUUGGGAACGUUUCGUGCACAGCGAGAACCAGCACCUGGUGAGCGCCGAGGCGCUGGACUUCCUGGACCAGCUCCUGCGCUACGACCACCAGAGCCGGCUGACGGCGCGCGACGCCAUGGAGCACCCCUACUUCUGUACGUGGGGCUGCCCCAUAGCCCGCACCCUGACCCACAACCCCAUCGCCAAGGACCCCACCCGGGGCAGCGCCGGGCGCCGGGCCCGCCCCAGCACCGCCCCCGCCCCCUCCUCGUCCUCCUCCUCCUCGGGGCUUCUGGGAGGGAGCAGCCCCAUGGCCCCGGCCGCCAACGCCCCCCCGCCCCCCACCGCGGGCUCCCCCCUGCCCGCAGCCGGGGCCCAGCCUUGA